Molecule: messenger RNA, 3720 nt
Organism: Oryzias melastigma (Indian medaka)
Lineage: Eukaryota; Metazoa; Chordata; Actinopteri; Beloniformes; Adrianichthyidae
Gene: ptpn22
Product: protein tyrosine phosphatase non-receptor type 22
Biological process (GO): peptidyl-tyrosine dephosphorylation
Cellular component (GO): nucleus; cytoplasm
Molecular function (GO): non-membrane spanning protein tyrosine phosphatase activity
Source: RefSeq, a predicted model, not a curated record
ACAAGUCUAGACUUGUUAAAAAUAUGACUAGAAACCGCCGCCUAUCUUGUGGUUCUUGGAAUUCCUCUUGUUAUUUAAAAACCUUCUGGGGAAGCUUUAGUCUGGACGUUGUGCUGACUAGUUUAAACCUAAUUAACAGGUAUAUGGUGAUGAUCUUCCAUGAGCCUUCGUGCAGCUUCUCAGAGGGCCUCUUCUCCCUCUCUGCACUUUUUCCUGACACCGCUCAGGUUUCCUGAAUGUUGUCCGACCUGCUGCGCUGCUUUCCCUGCACUCACACUUUGGGCUGGAUCAGCUGUUUGGGCCUGUUUGUGAGUUGAAAAUGUGUGGCAUGUUUUUUUUUGUAUUUUUUUUUUUUUAAUGUGGGCGUUUCUCCGUCCUGUCUAACACCCAUGUGACUAUAGGACCCAGUGAGAGGCACGAGGGGGCGCGGCAAGAUUUUUAAUCUGACCACAGAACCUGUUAGCUGACUCUUGCUUCCUCUAAGACACUUCAUGUGUUCCGUCACAAACAGUUCCUUGAUGUAGGAGUCACUAUAGAGAAGUGCGCAGCAGAAGUGCAACCGCACUCAAGACAGCCAUAGAUCUUCCCCCUGUGCCAUGGAGCUGUGGGACCUGACAUGCCUGUGAAAGGGGCUCCGUCCCCAGCAGUGUCGAGUCAGUCAUGGAGCAUCAGGCCAGGAUUUUGAGGGACAUCUUGACUCAUUUGGAGAGGCAGGAGGCAGCGGGUGAAGAAGACCAGAAUGGCAUUGGUGGGGAGUUUGCAAAAUUGAAAAAUCAGUCUAUAAAGUAUCGUGUGGACAAGACCUUUCCCACAAAGAGUGCAGAAAAAACGGAGAACAUCAAAAAGAACCGGUACAAGGAUAUCGUUCCCUUCGACCACAGCAGAGUAAAGCUCAGCCUCAUCACAUCAAAGAAGGACACAGAUUACGUCAAUGCCAGUUUCAUAAAGGGGGUGUCAGAGUCCAGGGCUUAUAUCGCCACUCAGGGUCCACUUCCUCACACAGUGGUGGACUUCUUAAGGAUGAUCUGGGAGUUUAAUGUUCAGAUCAUCGUGAUGGCCUGUCGAGAAUUUGAGAUGGGGAAGAAAAAGUGUGAGAUCUACUGGCCGCAGACACUCGGGGAAACAUUUACCUGUGAGCCGUUCACAGUUUUCUGUGAUUCAGAGGAAAACAAAGGAGAUUAUCUGACAAGGACGUUAAGGAUGACUUAUCUUGAUUGCAGCCGCACUUUGAAACAACUGCACUAUUACAACUGGCCAGAUCACGGCGUACCGGACACCAUCCCUCCCAUUUUGGACAUGUUGUAUGAGAUGCGCUCCUUUCAGCCCCAUGAUGACAUCCCCAUCUGCAUCCACUGCAGUGCUGGCUGUGGCAGAACAGGAGUGUUGUGUGUCAUCGAUUAUACGUGGAACCUCCUCAGGAAGCAGAUGAUUACUUCAGAUUUCAACAUCUUCACUCUAGUUCAAGACAUGAGGACGCAGCGGCCGUCCGUUGUGCAAACAAAGGAGCAAUAUCUGCUGGUCUACAGAACCAUCAGAGUUCUGUUUCAGAGGUAUUUGGACUGCAUGGAACCAGAUCGUCCUCAAAACAAGGUACCAGAGUUACCUGAUUCUGAACCAGAGCUGUCUGACCUGAGCGAUGACUCCGAGUUCACACCAGACCAACGACACCUUCUAGAUGAGGAGGAUGACCGUUGGAAUCCACCGCAGCACCUCCCGACUCUUCCAGAGGUUCUAGUCACCACCCACGGCUUCAACAUGGAGCCCCGGACCUCACCUAAACGGGUGCACACGGACCUGAGGGAGCCUGCAGAGGAGAGCAUUCAGGAGAACGGGGAUGUUCUGACACGCAGCACUCCACCUGCAAAGGUGGUGGCGGAGGCCAUUUGUCUGAUGGUGGAGGACCCUUACUUUGACACUCCUCUGAGCUCCCCGUCACCCGAGGAGGCUCCAGCCGAAGACUCUACGUGGACACUCAGCCCUAUCUUCCAAACUCCGUCGCUGCUCCUAAACGAUGAGACGCUGACCUCAAACUCUCCUGCUCCAGAUUCCAUCAGUGGAGAAUCACCGCCUCCUCUUCCUGAACGAACCCCCGAAUCCUUCGUCUUGGCUGUGAAUGAAGAGCUUCCGGAUCCGUGUGAAAGGUUGUCAGUUGUCUUUCCCCCAAAUUUUGCAGCUGAAGCUGUUAAGGAGUUAGCAGGGAGCCCCCCUUCACCGGUCCCACCACUUCCAGAACGAACACCAGAGUCAUUCGAGUUAGCCACCGAUCCAGCUCCAUGUGAUCAGCAGCCUGUAGUCCCAUCAGCACCGACUCUGGAUUCAGGUGGAGGCUCAUCGAAUCAGAUCUGGUCUGAGUCAGCGGGCGCCGUCCACAUGAGGGACUCAAGUUGUGUGAAGAAAAAAAGCUGGAGAGCAGAAGUGGCUCUCUCUGCACCAAUGAUCAAGUUUGACAUGACCUCUAACCCCAACAAUCACUGUGUGAUCAUGGACCCCCACCCGCCUCCACCUCUUCUUCAGGUUGAGAGGAGUGCCCCAGUGUGCCCGCAACCCGCACAGCCGGCGCCGAAGGUCGGCCUGUCCUCAGAGUGGGCCGGCAGAUCUGAGCCCAAGGGUUUCCUCCACUCUUUCAUCAGGAGUAAGAGUGUCCGGGCUAAAAGUUCAAAACAAGAGCCCCUCGCAGUGUUUCGGCCUCUCGCCCCACUUCCUGUGGCGGCCGCUGGAGGAGGAAGCGCCCAAGCGGAACAUGACGUGAGCCUCAGGCCGAGUUCUACCGACAAUUCAGGAACCAAUUCGGACAAAAGCAGUGAAAAAGGCAUAACUAGAUCAAAGAGCCUCAAAUGUCUUAAAAAUAAACUAAGACCCAAAAUCGCCCCACCUCCGCCUCCCACCCAACCUGCAGCCCCUCCGCAGUCACUCAGCUCCUCGUUGGCUGGGUUCAAGCUUGGAUUUGGGAGCCGCUUCAGGAAGCCCAAAGGCCCGAGAGCGUAUCCAGAGACCUGGGUGUGAGGCGCACACAGAGGGGCUGAAGGCGAUGGAGCGCAGCAGCACCCCCUGCAGGAAGCACACAGAUAGUGCCUCAGCUUUUCCCACAUAAGGAAACGAGCUUUUCGACGCGUUUUGUAGUUUUUAUAGUGCAAAGGAGCACGUUUAUGUAUGCAGGUGUGCGUCUGUGUGCAGCGAGGGAAGCAGACUGUUUGCAAAACCUUAGUUUCUUCUCAAAAGUGGUGAAAGCAUGAUGGGUGUUGUGGGUGCAGAUGUGAUGCUGCUGCACAGGCAAACAGGUUAUUUAUUAAAAAAAUACUCAAGUGUGGGGGCUUUGAGAUGUCUGAAGUUGCUGUUUACGUUUUCGAACAUCAUUGUUUAAAUACCAGAGUUGGCUGAUGGGUAAAUGGAGGAUGCAGAGGAAGAGAUGAGUCCAUCGGGUCACCAAACACUUCCGGGCUAAGCCCAACAGAGCAAGGCACUAAAGAUGCGGUUCAUGUAUCGCAAAAAACAAAAGACUUCUUUGAAAUCUCAGCGAUCUCCUAAAUACAAACACAGUAGUCUCAUCUACAUAUUUCAUCUCUAUAACUAAAUGCUUGCAUGAUAAAAAAUAAAUUAAAAAAUGACAAAUAUGACCACAAGUUACAUUUACAAUAAACAACCAUUGACUGUAUAAAAGAACUGGACUAGAGUUCCAGCUUCAAGACAUUAAGUCAAUUCAGUCGCCAUUUUUUUUUUUUU